ACUGCUACCUCUGCGCUCACAGAGGGAAAACUCCGCGCAAAUAGACCAGGAAACCGUGAGGAGACGCCAGGAGGAGAGGAGGGAAAGGAGAACUUUUCCGAGUGGAGGAAAUAGUUGCCACACAUUUUUCCGGGAGGUUUUUGUCUUUUCGGGAGCGAAGGGGGGGAUUUUGGACCAUGCCUGCUGAAGUGAAACAGGAGCAGAGCCCCAGCAACGCCACAUCCCUGGCUAUGAUGCAGGAGCCGCAGGAGGUGGUGGAGGAGACGGUCACCAUAGAGGAGGACCCCGGCACCCCCACCUCCCACGUCUCGGUGGUCACCUCUGAUGAUGGCACCACACGGCGCACAGAAACCAAGGACUUGUCAACUAACGUGAAGGUGACUAAGAUGGUGAAGACGGUGACCACACGGACAGUGCGUCAGGUGCCCCUGGGCCCCGACGGCUUGCCCCUGCCUGAGGGCUCAUCCCCACUAGGCAGCUACACCGACUCCAUCGACCGGCGCUACAUGAAGAACGGAGGUGACCGCUUCAUCACGCCUCAAGCAACCUCCACCCUGACGCGCUCCUACAACAACUCCUACAACGAUUCAUACGGCGAGACACCCGAGAGCCAGUACGUUCGCCACUAUGGCCUGCACGAUGGCUACGCCGAUUUGACAGACAACUACGGCAGCCUGUCACGCGGCGUCAACUUCCGGCCGCCGCGCUACCCCUACCUGCCCAACAGCUACCGACCGGAGAACAGCUACACGCUGCCUAUUCGCAAGGAUGACUAUGGCCAUGUGGCCCAGCCCCAGGUGCCUAUGGGUAGCAGCACUGUGGAUCUGAACCGCUCGCAGCCAGAGCGUUUCCAGCCCGAGCCAUAUGGCCUGGAGGACGAUCGGCGCAGCCUGGGCCCUGAAGAGGAGGAACCGUACGAGCUGGAGCCUGACUACUCCACCGCCAACCGACGCACCCUGCAGGGCGCCAACCGCGGUCGCACCCACCGGGAACCUCUUCGCGACGGGCCUCGAGUCAGAGGGUACCCGGACGACCCCAUUGAGGCGGAGCUGAUCGAUGAGCGCCACCCUUACAUCCAUGGCAUGUAUUCAGCACCGCUGGCCCAGCCAGAGAGGGGGAGCAUGGCCAGUCUGGACCGCAUGGGCGGCCGGCGCUCACCGUCCAUCGACAGCAUCCGCAAGGACCCGCGCUGGCGUGACCCGGACCUGCCUGAGGUCAUCGCCAUGCUGGGCCACCCCAUCGACCCGGUUAAGUCCAACGCCGCCGCCUACCUGCAGCACCUGUGCUACGAAAAUGACAAGAUCAAGAAGGAUGUGCGUCAGCUGAAGGGGAUUCCUGUUCUGGUGGGGCUUCUGGACCACCCCAAAUCCGAAGUCCACCGCAAGGCUUGUGGUGCCCUGCGCAACAUCUCCUACGGCAAGGACAAUGACAACAAGGUGGCCAUCAAGAACUGUGACGGCAUCCCGGCCCUUGUCCGCCUGCUGAGGAAGACCAAUGACAUGGAGGUUCGAGAGCUCAUCACCGGGACCCUGUGGAAUCUGUCGUCCUAUGAACCCCUGAAGAUGGUGAUCAUCAACCACGGCCUGCAGACCAUGACCAACGAGGUCAUCAUCCCCCACUCGGGGUGGGAGCACGAGCCAAACGAGGACUCAAAGCCCCGCGAUGCCGAGUGGACCACCGUCUUCAAGAACACCUCCGGCUGCCUCAGAAAUGUGAGCUCAGAUGGGGCAGAGGCUCGGCGCAGACUGAGGGAAUGCGAGGGAUUGGUGGACGCCCUGCUGCACGCUCUCCAGUCAGCUGUGGGGAAGAAAGACAUGGACAACAAGUCUGUGGAGAAUUGCGUUUGUAUCAUGAGGAACCUGUCCUACCACGUUCACAAAGAGGUGCCGGGGGCCGAAAAGUUCCAGGACCCCUCAGCGCUACAGGCCCCUGGCUCAGCGGGACCACAGAGGAAGAAAAAGGAUGAUGCCGGCUGCUUUGGAGGCAAGAAGGCCAAAGGCAGAAAAAACGGUGAGAACGACAAAAACUACGACACAUUGGAUCUGCCCAAGCGUGCAGAGCCGUCAAAAGGCUUUGAGCUGCUGUAUCAGCCGGAAGUGGUGAGGCUCUACCUAUCUCUGCUGACGGAGAGCCAGAACUACAACACCCUGGAGGCCGCUGCCGGGGCCUUGCAAAACCUCAGCGCUGGACAGUGGACCUGGUCCAACUACAUCCGAGCCACAGUGCGUAAGGAGAAAGGUCUUCCCAUCCUGGUGGAGCUGCUGCGCUCCGACUCUGACAAGGUGGUCCGAGCUGUGGCCAUCGCCCUGCGCAACCUUUCCAUCGACCGCCGCAACAAGGACCUGAUCGGAAGUUAUGCCAUGCGUGACUUGGUGAGCAACCUGCCCAGCGGCCAGCAGCGGCCUGCCAAAAACCUGGAGGAGGACACCGUGGUCGCCAUCCUCAACACGAUCCAUGAGAUUGUCACUGACAGCUCUGAAAACGCCCGCUCCCUCAUCCAGGCCCAGGCCAUUGAGAAGCUGGUCGCCAUCAACAGGACCAGCCAAUCAGCUCGCGAAACGAAGGCGGCGUCCCAUGUAUUGCAGACGGUCUGGAGUUACAAGGAGCUGAGGAACGCCUUGACCAAGGACGGCUGGAACAAGAGCCACUUCCAGCCCACCGUGACAGCCACCCCUAAAGCAACCAAGAACGGCAAGCCGGGCUACGACGACACCACUUUACCCCUGAUGGAGAAGAACCAAGGCACCAGGAAAUGUGGCAGUGGUGAUAUGAUACCUAUGGAUGAGCUGGGUCCAGAUGGUUACUCCACCAUUGACCAGAGGGACAAGGACUGCAAAUACAAGACAGGCGACGGCUCAGUGGACCUGACAGAACGGGAGCCAUUAAAGAAUGACACAAAUAGGAAACACUAUAUAAGGAGUAACAGGCCUGCGGUCAGUCUGGUGGACGCUUGUGAUGUUAAGCCCCAGCCUGUUGACUCCUGGGUCUAAAUGCAUGCAUGGCUUAAAGUAACGACAGUGCGACACCCCAGCUAGAGGAGGGUCUCUCAUAUCACCACUGCCAUUUCACACGGAACUCAUCUUUGGAGUUGGACUUUGUACAGAAAAGAGGAUUUUAAAAAAAGUAAUGAUCACAACAGCAACUACCCAGCAGCAGCCAGCAUUCUCAUGCUUUUCAGAAAAAAAUGAAAAAAAGAAUAAAAAGUGACUACUCCGACUACAUUCACAUAUCCACAUUCCCACUGGACAUCAUGUGAAUUUUACAGUGUUGACUCUUGUUGAGCUCUACCGGAGACAAGAAACUGACAGAGGCCGGUGCUGGUGGAGGAAAUGGACGUAUGCAGGGCGGACGGCGUGAGGUCGAGGAAGUGGAGGGAAAAAGAACGUGUGUUGGCAGGAAACCUGUCGGAGAAGAAACUGGAGAUGGAUGUUUUUUUCAUUUCAGUUUUCACACCUGGAAGAAGUUCAUGCCCUGAUUUUGUGGGUUUUGGAGAAUUUUUGCUUUCAGCUUGUUGUCAAGCUUUGGUAUUUUGAUGUGAACAGGUAUGGACCGGUGUGUUUGAAGGUCACUGAAUGUUUGUUUUCAGAUUGGUGGGAUGGACGCGAGAAAAGAAAAGUAAAAGGAGAGAAACCGAGCCUGAGAAGAGCUGUAGCAUAGUGGAUAAACACGUACUCCCAGCAGCCUGCUCUCAUAGACUUACAAUCCAUUUGGUUCACUGUGUUUUUUCAAAAAAAAAAAAAAAAAAACUGAGAUGCUUUGAAAUCAAAAGUGGUUAACAGGUGAUUUAUAAAGUGAGGAGUCUGCAAGUUGCAGUCUGCAGGAAGGAAAGUGACAUCAGAUGGAAAUCAAAGUUUCUGUUCACACUGCAUCGUAAAAGUAAGCUAAAAUGGAACCGAAACUCUCCGUUUCAUUUCGGUCGACGUGUAUGAGCCGAGCGGCGUGCCGACCCGCCGUCACAGAGCCGUGGUUACUGAGCGUAACCACUCAGGUUGUGUAGCGACGCAGUUCCACGAGUUUCCUGGCUGGUUGCUCUUUGUCAAUGAUGUUUAUUAAAGAGGAUAUAAGGCAUUUUGUUUAUAAAUGAUUUGUGUUUUUGAAAAGAGAGGCAGAAGAUUGUUCUCUUGUUGAAAGGCUAGAUCUAAAAGCAUUUUUAUUUUUGUUGGGUUUUAUAUAAAUGUAUAUUAGGGUCAAAAGGAAAAAAACGGAAAAAUGAAGGAAAAAAACAACAAAAAUUACAGACUUCUUAGUUGUAUAUUAAUAUCACAUUGUUUGGAAAGCACAUCUCAUUUGAUAAAGGCUCACCAUGUUUGUAAACAAGAAAUAACCACGUAACUUAAAUGUGUGUCAGAUAUUGUCGAGUUACGCCGACGAUCACCUAUUUAUAUUUUGUAUUUGUCGAAAAAAGAGUUACAGAAAAAAGUUUAUCUGCAGUGUUCUUAUAAAGGCGAUGAAUUCCACGUGGUCUGACAGCCCCUACAUCUUUGACGUAGACACUCUGGGGGGGUCAGAGGUCAGACAGAGGUAAAGGGAUAGACAAGAAGAGAUGGCAGUGUUAAUACAAGUCCCUUCAUUUUUCUUCCCGAUGCAUUCAGACCAAGUUACCGCCAACCCUGAACCCUCCUUCACCGGUGCAUCUUAAAGAGAAAUAUUCAGUCGUGAGCAUGAAGAAAAACUGUACAGAUGUUUAUAUUCUAUUCUUUCCAAGUGCCAGUUUUUUUGUGGUGUCAUUUGGAUAUUAACUAAUUCAUUCAUGUGCAGGACGAAAGUACAGGUGGACGAGUGGAUCUGGAUGGAGGCAAAAUAACAGAGUCGCAUCACACUGUAAAAAACAGAGCAUCACGUUUGGUCACAUAGUAUAUAUUUUUACAACGUUUUAGGGUGGGCAGUUGUGAUGUAGAAAAGCAGAGGGAUACAGAAUCAUGUUGCCAUUUUUCUCUCACUUGGUGAGACUGCAGACAGAAUCCAGUGAUAACGUGCACUCAUGCGUCAUCAAGGCGAACGGCAUGUGCCUGCAUUGAAGUCUGAUUUUUCUUUGUGACGUAUGUGACUUUAUAAAGCUUGCAUAUUUUACACAGUGUUUACAAAGAUGUACGUUGUGGUAAAAAUCAAUAAACUACAAAAAAAAAAAAAAAAAAAAAACAUACUGUAUAAAUUUUAAUUU
This is a messenger RNA of Chelmon rostratus (copperband butterflyfish), 5161 nucleotides long. RefSeq names its product ARVCF delta catenin family member b (gene arvcfb). The coding region runs from base 177 to 2990 and encodes 937 amino acids. Gene Ontology annotation, biological process: cell-cell adhesion; cell-cell junction assembly. Gene Ontology annotation, molecular function: cadherin binding. The transcript is spliced from 18 exons. Gene Ontology annotation, cellular component: plasma membrane; cytoplasm; adherens junction. The record is from RefSeq and is a predicted model, not a curated record. Lineage: Eukaryota; Metazoa; Chordata; Actinopteri; Chaetodontiformes; Chaetodontidae.